AAUAUACAAGUCAUUGCGUCAAACAACAAACACGGGAUGGUCCAGUGAAGAACAGUCUAUCUAAGAGAGAGACAAGAUGGCUCAAAAGAUAAACGAGGCGCUGGAACACAUAGCAGCCGCCGAGAAAUGUCUAAAAACCGGCUUUUUAAAAUGGAGGCCUGAUUAUGACGGUGCAGCAUCUGAAUAUGCAAAGGCAGCUGUUGCAUUUAAAAAUGCAAAGCAAUAUGACCAAGCUAAGGAUGCCUUCCUAAAAGAAGCCGAAUCACAUCAGAACAACAGAGCUUUCUUUCACGCUGCAAAAGCCUUUGAACAGGCUGGAAUGAUGCUGAAGGAAAUGCAGAAGUUGCCUGAAGCAGUUCAGCUCAUUGAGAAAGCCAGCAUGAUGUUUGUAGAGAAUGGAACACCUGACACUGCUGCCAUGGCACUAGACCGUGCUGGAAAGCUGAUAGAAAAUGUAAACUUGGAAAAAGCUGUGGACCUUUACCAGCAGGCGGCCUCCGUAUUUGAGAAUGAAGACCGUUUGCGUCAAUCUGUUGAAUUGCUAGGAAAAGUUUCAAGGCUACUUGUCAGGGCUCGAAGGCUUGAUGAAGCAGCAACAUCUCUUCAGAAGGAAAAAAACAUCUAUAAGGAAAUUGAGAAUUACCCAACAUGUUUUAAGAAAACAAUAGCACAAGUGUUGGUUCAUCUACACAGGAAUGAUUACGUAGCUGCAGACAAAUGUGUUCGAGAAAGUUAUAGCAUACCUGGAUUUAAUGGCAGUGAGGACUGCAUUGCCUUGGAGCAACUACUGGAAGGAUUUGAUCAGCAAGACCAGGAUCAGGUUUUUGCUAUCUGUAAUUCAGCACUCUUCAAGUACAUGGAUAAUGAUUAUGCCAAACUCUCUCUGAGUUUGAGAGUUCCUGGAGGAGGAACAAAGAAGAAGUCACCUGUGCAACAAAAAAAUGGUGAAUCUGCACAGAAGCAACCUGAUGGUGUUGAAGAAGAGGAUGAUGACUACUCCUCUGGAUUGUGCUAACUGUGGACAAAUCUUGUUUGAUACCUUUUGGAUCAACUUGAGUUGCUUGGAAGUGAUGGAGGCCAAAGCUCAGAAGCAUUUAUUUUACGUCAUAACUCUAUGCUUGUUUAGUUGUCAGCCUGUAAUCUCUGAGAUUCUGAUUUGCAUAAAAAUGGCACAAGUGCUAGAUUAAUUUAUAUGUUGUGAAGUAUUUAGAUUUGACUAACUCUGCAUUAUAUAUAUAUAUAUAUAUAUAUAUAUAUAUAUAUAAUUUGAUAUUAAGUGUCCUUUUUAUUUUGAAAUGUAAUCUUAAAAUGCAGUUUCUUUUUGGUUCUAAAUAAAUGUUUUAAAUUAGUGUGUUUAAACUUGUUAUUUUAUAAGAAUAUUUUCUCAAUGUCCUAAAUGUAAUUUAUUAUUUAUUGUAUAGGUUCGUCUUCAAUUUAGUAAGACCUUAAUUGAUGACACAGAACUUUGGAAUAUUUUGGCAUUUUUUACAAUGUCUGGUUUAAUUUUCCAAUGAACACUGUAGACAGACAGACAGACCUGAAAUAUUGUACAGUUACCAAAAGGAUACUAAUCUUUAAGGUUGCAUAUCAUGUUGUUAGUUUGCUGCAUCAAUGUCAUUGUGUGAGAAUAUAUGCCUGAAAGUGGUUUGUAUGUUUUCCAAUAAAAUUCAGUGUUUAUGGUUAUCAUUGUAAUUCUGUGUGUGUGUGUGUGUGUAUGUAUAUAUACAUACACACACACCAGUUUAACUGAUAAGCAAUGGGCAUGUUCUAGCGAUUGUUAGUUAAUAUAUCCUUUGUGGUGAUUAACAACUUGAAAAAAGUUUAUUUUGUAAGUGCAUUUUAAUGUUAGUCCUUUUUAUCUUAAAAGUACUCUGCUGUCAAUAUCUGCAGUGGCUUUCAGUUACUUCAUGAACAUGAACAUAACAGUAAUGUCCUUGCCUUGUUGCCACUUUGGAAAAAAGAACUCUGAUUUCCAAGAGCUUGUUGGUUUUCAGUAUCUAUCUGUACUUGACAAUGAUGCUGCGAUGCAAACAUAAAGUUGCUUUGUUAUGUACACAGGUUUGAAAUUUCAUUCAAAGUAAAGUAUUGUACUUAAA
This is a messenger RNA of Hypanus sabinus (Atlantic stingray), 2096 nucleotides long. It is a transcript of the gene napgb, whose product is annotated as N-ethylmaleimide-sensitive factor attachment protein, gamma b. The transcript has 13 exons. Gene Ontology annotation, biological process: intracellular protein transport. Gene Ontology annotation, cellular component: SNARE complex; vacuolar membrane. The record is from RefSeq and is a predicted model, not a curated record. Gene Ontology annotation, molecular function: soluble NSF attachment protein activity; syntaxin binding. The coding region runs from base 77 to 1015 and encodes 312 amino acids. NCBI's taxonomy places the organism in Eukaryota, Metazoa, Chordata, Chondrichthyes, Myliobatiformes, Dasyatidae.